Messenger RNA from Rhizophagus irregularis DAOM 181602=DAOM 197198, 1758 nucleotides. The record is from RefSeq and is a predicted model, not a curated record. Lineage: Eukaryota; Fungi; Glomeromycota; Glomeromycetes; Glomerales; Glomeraceae.
AUGUUUCGCUCUCUAACAAAUCUUUGUCAAAAAAAUUUAAAAUCAUCAUAUUAUUUAAGAAGACAAAUUUUAUUCUUUAACCAUAUAAAUCAUAAUCAUAUAAAUCAUUAUAGAUUUAAUUCAACUAAUAAACUCUCGGAUUUCGAUGGGUUGGUUUUGGGUACUUAUAAAGAUGGAUCAUUAUCUGAGAUAGCAUCAAAAGAAAUUUCAAAUAAUAUUCAACAAACUAUUAAGCAACAACUUCAAUGUGCUGGAGUUAAAGGAAAAUUGGGUGAAGUAAGAGUUUUAUAUGGAAUUGGCAAGGAAGAAGGUUUACCAUCAAAAAUUGCCAUCGUUAGUUUGGGAACUAAAUCCGAAAACCUAAAAGAUUCUUUAAAUAAAGCCCGUGUUGCGGCUGCUGCGGGUGUUCGUACCUUAUGUGAUCAAGGAGCUAAGAAUAUUGCGAUUGAUGUUAUGACCAGUGAACACGGUGUAUCUGAAGGUGCAACUCUUGGUCUCUAUAAACCGGAUAAGUUAAAAUCUAUUCAAAAUCAAGAAGAAUCUGUUAAGAUUUCACCAUUUGGAUCUUUAAAUUCAAUACAAGAUUUCACAUGGGAGACUGGAAAUUCUCCAGCAAAUCAUAUGACACCUACUAUUUUUACUGAAAAUGUAAAAUCUUUUUUAAAAGAUCUGCCGAAAGUUGAAGUUAUUGUUAGAGAUGAAAAAUGGGCUGAAGAAAAAAAAAUGGGUUCUUUCCUAUCCGUUGGUAGAGGUUCAAAUGAACCUUCAAAGUUUUUGGAAAUUCAUUAUAAAGGUGGAAAAGAAGGCGAUAAACCUUUGGCCUUGGUCGGUGGUAUUUCAAUCAAACCUUCUAAACACAUGUCUGAAAUGAAGAUAGAUAUGGGUGGUGGUGCGGCAGUAUCAGCUGCAUUAUAUGGUAUAGCAAAACUUGAAUUGCCAAUCAAUGUGGUUGUAACUGUUCCUUUAUGUGAAAAUUUACUUUCUGGUCAUGCAACAAAACCAGGAGAUGUGGUUAUUGCCAUGAAUGGUAAAUCUAUUGAGGUUGAUGAUACAGAUGCUGAAGGACGUUUAAUCUUAGCUGAUGCAUUAUAUUAUACGAGUUCAACAUUUAAACCUCAUAGUCUUAUUGACAUUGCAACCUUAACAUAUUCAAUAAUGGCGGGUCUUGGUACUGAUAAAUAUUCUGGAGUUUUUUCUAAUUCUGACAAAUUAUGGGAAGAACUUUUUAAAGCAGGAAAAAUAACAAAUGAUCAUUUUUGGCGAAUGCCACUUGAUGAUUUCUAUUUAAAAGCUAUGACUAAAUCUGAUGUAGCAGAUUAUAUUAAUUGUAGUGAUAGUGAUUAUGGAGAUGCAUGUAAUGCUGCUAUUUUCCUUAAAGAGUUUGUUUAUGGAUUAAGUGAUGAAGGAACUGUAGGCAAGGAUAUUACUUUUAUUGAUAAAGAAAAAAAAGAUGAUGUAACCAAAGGAAAUAUUAUUGAUAAGGAUGCUGAUGAGAUUAAUAAAAUCAGAUAUGCUCAUAUUGAUAUGGCAGGUAUUAUGAAUACCAGUGAAGAUUCUUGUUGUGAUGUUAAAGGCGCAACUGGUCGUCCAACCCGUUCUAUUAUUGAAAUUGCUAGAAGGAUAGCUGUUUAUAAAUAAAUUUUUUGUCAGUACGUAUGAAUAAUUUUCCUACUUUCAUAGAAAGCUGUAAAUAUAAACUUAUUGUACUUUUAUGAAGUUCACUCAACUUACUUAAUAAAUUUUAAGUAUUGAUUUCAA